This is a messenger RNA of Pogoniulus pusillus (Red-fronted tinkerbird), 2119 nucleotides long. RefSeq names its product cytochrome P450 2H1-like. The coding region runs from base 1 to 1482 and encodes 493 amino acids. The transcript is spliced from 9 exons. The record is from RefSeq and is a predicted model, not a curated record. Gene Ontology annotation, molecular function: heme binding; iron ion binding; arachidonate epoxygenase activity. Lineage: Eukaryota; Metazoa; Chordata; Aves; Piciformes; Lybiidae. Gene Ontology annotation, cellular component: intracellular membrane-bounded organelle; cytoplasm. Gene Ontology annotation, biological process: epoxygenase P450 pathway; xenobiotic metabolic process.
AUGGAGCUCCUGGGAGCCACCACUGUUUUCUUGCUAGUCUGUGUCUCGUGCCUUCUCCUUGCCACAUGGAGGAGCAUGUCACAGAAAGGGAAGCAACCCCCAGGUCCCAUUGCACUCCCCAUUAUUGGAAACAUGCUCCAGCUGAACCCAUGGAACUUGACUGCAAGCUUGACGGAGCUCAGCAAGAAGUAUGGUCCUGUCUUCACAAUUAAUUUAGGCCCACAAAAGAUUGUGGUGCUGUACGGCUAUGAUGUUGUGAAAGAAGCUCUGAUUGAUCAGGCAGACACCUUCAGUGGAAGAGGCAUUCUACCACUGGUUAAAAAACUCUUCCGUGGCACAGGUAUUGUGACCAGCAAUGGGGAGACCUGGAGGCAGCUCCGACGGUUUACACUCACAACCCUGCGAGAUUUUGGGAUGGGGAAGAAGAGCAUUGAGGAGCGAAUCCAGGAGGAAGCCCAUUUUUUGGUGGAGAGGAUCAGGAACACAAAUGAGCGACCCUUCAACCCUGGCAACUACCUAGUCCAUGCUGUUUCCAAUAUCAUCUGCUCUGUCAUCUUUGGGGAUCGGUUUGACUACGAGGACAAGAAAUUUCUAACUUUAAUUGAUUUGCUAGAUGAAAACAACAAGCUCCAGCUCUCUGUACACCCACAGAUAUACAAUUUCUUCCCAACUCUCAUGGACCACUUACCUGGGCCUCAUCAGAGACUGAUAGAAAAUAUUGAAACAAUUAAUGACUUUGUUUUAGACAUCGUAGCACAACACCAGAAAACCCUGGAUCCCACUUGUCCUCGAGAUUUUAUUGAUGCUUUCCUUAACAAAAUGGAACAGGAGAAAGGAAAAGCUCAUUCAGAAUUCACCAUUGAGACCUUGAGCAGAACCACAAUUGACUUGUUCUUUGCGGGAACAGGGACUACCAGCAUCACCCUGAGAUUUGGAAUUGUGAUCCUCCAGAAAUACCCAGAGAUAGUAGAGAAAGUUCAAAAAGAGAUUGACUCUGUAAUUGGCCGAGAUCGAAGUCCCUCUAUGGCAGACCGGAGUCGGAUGCCCUACACAGAUGCUGUGGUCCAUGAAAUCCAAAGAUUCAUUGAUUUCCUUCCAAUUAAUGUCCCACAUGCUGUGACCAAAGACACCAAGUUCAGAGGCUAUUUCAUCCCCAAGGACACUAUGAUAUUCCCUAUGCUGCAUCCUGUCCUACAUGACAGCAAGGAAUUUCCAAAUCCAGAAAAAUUUGAUCCAGGACAUUUCUUGAACGCAGAUGGUACCUUUAAAAAGAGUGACUAUUUCAUGCCAUUUUCUGCAGGAAAACGUGUCUGUGCAGGAGAAGGUCUGGCCCGGAUGGAGUUAUUCAUAUUUUUGACAGCCAUCCUGCAGAACUUCACUUUGAAAUCUGCUGUAGAUUGCAAGGACGUUGACCUUUCCCCUGUAAUCACCAGUCUUGCAAAUAUGCCCCGAUCUUAUGAUGUCUCUUUUCUUCCACGUUAGACAAGUGAAGACAGUUGCCACCUGCCAACCUCAUGAACGUUCUGGUCAAAUGGCAGCCAUUUCACAAUCUGUUGAGACUGAAACACUCAGAUCAUUUGCUAGAUACUUCAUGGAAAGACAAUUGAUGGUACCUUCAUAAUCUCCACAGCCAGCUCUCAACAGAGACAGAAUAGGCAAAUUGCACAGAGAAGGAGACAGUUCCCUGUACAAAAUUAUACAGGCUCUCUGCACCUACCUCACUUAGAUCAAAUUCCUAUCUGGCUCUUGACAUACUCAUAUGUCAGUGAUUGCAGACUAGUGCUCUUAGAGCCCUCUUGCUGGCGUACCCUAUCACCCCAUCUCAUCAGGAACAGGCAAUUGUACCCCAGGGUUUACACAGACUCUGCUUGAGGCACCUCUCUCCUCUGUAUUUUCAGUUUGUUUGUGAUCUGUUUGUAAAGGUAAGCAUAAACCAGUGGGUUUGUUGGAGGUUUUUUUUGUUGUUAGGUGAUCAUCUACUGUAUUUUUGCCCCAAUACUUAUUGUGUCCUAUGGUGGGAAUGGAUUUUAGUGAUGAAUGGGCAGAUGUCCUGCGUGACUGUAAUGAAGGUUUGUGAAAUUAAAAUUUAUAUUGUAAAAUAAAGUAGUAGUCCACUGAA